Molecule: messenger RNA, 826 nt
Organism: Labrus bergylta (ballan wrasse)
Lineage: Eukaryota; Metazoa; Chordata; Actinopteri; Labriformes; Labridae
Source: RefSeq, a predicted model, not a curated record
AUGGUUGCAGGGGGUGAAGGGGGAGAGAGUCCUCGGGGUGAAGCCCUGCAGCAUGGCCAGUCCGGGACACUGCCGCACUUCCUGGAAGAGCCCGUCGACGCUUACAUCGUCAAGAGCAACCCCAUCAAGCUGCGGUGUCAAGCUCGGCCGGCUCUCCAGAUCUUCUUCAAGUGCAACGGGGAAUGGGUCCACCAGAGCCAGCACAUGUCUCAGGAGCACACCGACCUGGGGACAGGGCUGAAGAUCCGCGAGGUGAUGAUCAACGUCUCCCGUCAGCAGGUGGAGGACUUUCACGGCCCUGAGGACUACUGGUGCCUGUGUGUCGCCUGGAGCCACCUGGGAACCUCCAAGAGCCGCAAGGCGACCGUGCGGAUCGCCUACCUGAGGAAGAACUUUGAGCAGGACCCCCAAGGCACCGAGGUUCCUCUGAACGGCAUGAUUGUGUUGCACUGCCGUCCCCCAGAGGGAGUGCCAGUGGCUGAGGUGGAAUGGCUGAAAAACGAAGAACCCCUCAGCUCCGACGGCGUCAUGGAUACAAGAGGAGACCACAAUCUCAUUGUCGCAGAGGCUCGCCUCUCCGACUCCGGGAACUACACCUGCGUUGCCAGCAACAUCGUGGCCAAGAGGCGCAGUGCAACCGCCACUGUAGUGGUCUACGUGAACGGAGGCUGGUCGUCGUGGACCGACUGGUCUCCCUGCAAUGUGCGCUGCGGCCGCGGCGUGCAGAAACGCUCCCGCACCUGCACCAAUCCGGCCCCUCUCAACGGGGGCGCCUUCUGCGAGGGCAUGUCGGUGCAGAAGAGCACCUGCAACACGCUGUGUCCAG